CUAAACCUCAAUUAUCGGAACCCGGUUGGGCUCGUUUCCAUCAAGGACACCACCAAGUACAACUUUAUCUUCAAAAUCCGGGAUGGGCGGGCGACUGGAGAACAGAUCAUUGGCAGAAACCAUUCGACGCUGAAAUGGUCACAUUAUUCAAACAUCACGAAAGCAAUACCUCGUUAG
Molecule: messenger RNA, 177 nt
Organism: Haemonchus placei
Lineage: Eukaryota; Metazoa; Nematoda; Chromadorea; Rhabditida; Trichostrongylidae
Source: the annotation of a GenBank genome assembly